AUGGACACGAGAAAACGUGUGACUGAAAUUGUAAAAUGGAAACUAGGUUGUCUACAUUUGGAAAUGGAAUGCUCGUUUGUCUGCUUGGUUCAAAUUUCACCAAUGCGACGCUGUGUGAGGCCGAGUCGUUCGCCCGUGUUACCAGUUAUUGACGAAUGA
This is a messenger RNA of Sclerotinia sclerotiorum 1980 UF-70, 159 nucleotides long. RefSeq lists its product with no specific name. The transcript has 2 exons. The record is from RefSeq and is a predicted model, not a curated record. NCBI's taxonomy places the organism in Eukaryota, Fungi, Ascomycota, Leotiomycetes, Helotiales, Sclerotiniaceae. Bases 1 to 159 code for a protein of 52 amino acids.